This is a messenger RNA of Ruditapes philippinarum (Manila clam), 3492 nucleotides long. Its product is annotated as neurogenic locus notch homolog protein 2-like. Gene Ontology annotation, cellular component: membrane. Lineage: Eukaryota; Metazoa; Mollusca; Bivalvia; Venerida; Veneridae. Gene Ontology annotation, biological process: G protein-coupled receptor signaling pathway; cell surface receptor signaling pathway. The transcript is spliced from 32 exons. The record is from RefSeq and is a predicted model, not a curated record. Bases 51 to 3491 code for a protein of 1146 amino acids. Gene Ontology annotation, molecular function: G protein-coupled receptor activity; calcium ion binding.
AAUCAAUUGUUAUAUAUAGUGCGAAUUCGCUAGUGUUUCAAAGGAAUGGAAUGACACUAGAGGUGAUUCUGAAAAUGAAGACACUGAUUCUGUUAUUAAUACUGGGAUAUUUUAUUGCAGACGUAAAGGGGCAGAUCGGGGUGACGGGAUGUACUGUGGCAACACAAGCGAAUUGCCCAAAUUUCCUUCCUAACUCGUAUUGUAAUUUAGGAUCCAUGCUAUGUGAAUGCCCUGCAGGGUAUACAGCAACACUCCCCAACGUUGCUUGCGAAUAUAAUUGUGGAAAUCUGACUGACCCAGACAAUGGCUUAGUUACUACCCCAGCCGGUACUCACACUGGUGAUGUUGCUACAUACACGUGUUUUAUUACAUUUGAAGUUGUUGGUACAGCAACGAGAACUUGUCAGCAAGACACUGGUUGGGAUGGUGCUGCACCAACAUGUGAACCAGCUGAAUUAGGGGAUGCCUGCUCAACAAACAUUUUCCAGUGUAAUAACAUAGCAAAUGCAGGAUGUGUGGCGUUUUCAACUUGCCAAUGUAAUGCCGGGUAUGAAGAUGACGGAACUGGAUUAGCAUGUACUGAUAUCGACGAGUGUACUCCGAAUCAAUGUCAAAAUAGUGGAACUUGUGUAGAUGGCAUCAAUGCAUACACCUGUACUUGUCUUCCCGGGUAUAAUGGAGACAAUUGUGAAAAUGAUAUUGACGAGUGCACACCGAAUCAAUGUCAAAAUGGCGCUACUUGUGUUGAUGGUAUUAAUGCAUACACAUGUACUUGUGUUGCCGGAUAUGAAGGAAUCAACUGUCAAACCAACAUCAAUGAGUGUAUUGGGAAUGUCUGUCAAAAUGGAGCCACUUGUGUCGACGGUAUAAAUCAGUACACAUGUACAUGUGUGGCGGGGUAUGACGGAAAUUUCUGUCAAAACAACAUCAAUGAAUGCGCGUCACAUGCGUGUCAAAAUGGCGCCACUUGUGUUGAUGGCAUAAAUACAUACACGUGUAUCUGUGUGGCUGGGUACGACGGCAAUUUCUGUGACAAAAAUAUUGAUGACUGUGCUACAUCACCUUGCCAGAAUGGUGGUACAUGCCAAGAUGCUGUCAAUGACUAUACCUGUGUUUGUGUGGCAGGUUAUACUGACAAAAACUGUCAAACCAAUAUCAACGAGUGUGAAUCACAUGCAUGUAACAAUGGAGCUACAUGUGUUGACCGAGUUAAUGCUUAUGAAUGUGUAUGUGCCGCAGGCUGGGAAGGCACCUUCUGUACUUCAAAUAUCAACGAGUGUGAAUCACAUGCAUGUAACAAUGGAGCUACAUGUGUUGACCGACUUAAUGCUUAUGAAUGUGUAUGUGCCGCAGGCUGGGAAGGCACUUUCUGUACUUCAAAUAUAAACGAAUGUGAAAGUAACCAGUGUCAAAAUGGAGCUAUUUGUGUUGACGGUAUUGACGACUAUACAUGCGACUGUGUCAAUGGUUAUAAUGGAAUAUUUUGUCAGAACAACAUAAAUGAAUGUCUUGGUCAUGCGUGUGAGAAUGGCGCUACAUGUGUUGACGGGAUUAAUCAAUAUACAUGCACGUGUGUUGCCGGAUAUACGGGGGAAUUUUGUGCGACAAUUAAAAUUGAGGAUGUGGCGGUAUGCACCAGAGACACUGACAACAGAGGCACAAUUUGGGAAAAUACACCUGUUGGUUUAGUAGUGAACAAUUCUUGUGGCGAAGAUUUUAUAGGACAUAUUACUAGAGCAUGUUCUUCUGAUGGAAUAUGGCAAUUACCUGUGUAUAACUGCAUACGAGAUUCCGUACAAAAUAUCAGGAAUGUCGUUGAUGCACUGAGUAAUACUUCAGAGCCGGAAAAUUUUAAUACUGUUUUGGCUGACAUAGUGAGCGCAACAGUCCAAAGAGAAAAUGCAACUGAGAAGUUAACUAAUGGAGAAAUGAAACUGCUUACAACGUCAUUGAAAACAAUUGCGACUGUACUGCCACCUCAGUUAGUGAUUAAUGAAUCGAUUUUAGAUAGUUUCUUUGAAUCUGUGGGUAAUAUCAUUGACAACAAUAACAGUGACACCUGGCGAUCAGAACAGGAGAGUACAAGUGCAGUUCAGUUAGUGUCAGCUGUAGAUCAAAUUGCUGAAACACUCAGUGAAAAUUUGCAACCUGGCGAGAAACGAAAUAUAAGAAAUGCGAAUAUCGCGCUCCAGGCGCAAACAUUAGCAGAAAGCAAGAUUGUGUAUCCGGACGAAAACAUGGACAUUGAAUGGCUUAACACAAUUAGCAGCAAAAUAGAAUUGCAGCCACAAGCGUUUAAUGAUGUAACAGAUCAAGUCAUUGCUACAGCAGUUGUAUACCGGAACCUUAGUGGCAUUCUACCAAAUACAUAUUCUAAAAAUGCAGGUAAAGGUUCGUCAGAGAAAAACAGAAUAAAUGGAGCAAUACUUGCAAUGACGAUACCGUCUGAAUAUUCAGCAAGGCAGUUAAAUCCUCCGAUUUCCAUUACAUUUGAGCAUUUUGAUAAGACGCUAUCAUCUCCAAUAUGCGUUUAUUGGCAAAAGGAAAGUGAAUCCCAGGGUAUAUGGUCAGACGAUGGAUGUGAGCUUAUUUCAACUAGCAAUGACGUCACAGUUUGUGAAUGUGAACAUCUGACAAAUUUUGCUGUAUUGAUGAGCCCUAUCAAACAGACUGAAGAAUCGGCUUGGGAUCUUCGCAUAAUUUCAAUGGUCUGUCUAUCUUUAUCUACACUUUGUUUGGUUGCAACCAUCGUUCUACACUUUACCUUCUGGAAGCGGUUAAGAAGCCAGAGAACAACUGUGAUGAUACACUUAUGUGUAUGUUUAAUUGUGGCCUACCUUGUAUUUCUAAUUGGUAUCAACAAAACAGAACAUCAAAAACUUUGUACGGCUAUAGCGGUAUUUUUGCAUUACAUUUUUCUGGUAGUCUUUGGUAUAAUGUUUCUACAAGGACUCCAAAUUGUCAUAGCAGUACAAUACGUCUUCAAGACAAGGUUGAAUUUGAAAAUUCUUCUGGUCAUGGCAUGGAGUUUACCAGCUUUUAUUGUUGGCAUUUCAAUUGCUUUGUCAAAGCUUAAAGGCUACGGGAACAAGAAGUUAUGCUGGUUAACGUCAGAUAAUUGGUUGAUCUGGUCAUUUGUGGGUCCAGCAAUUGCUGUCAUCUCUUUCAAUGCAAUAUGUCUAUGUCUGGUUAUACGUGCUAUAUUUCGUACAAGAGCCAUGCAGACAAAACCUGUUGGGAAACGAGUAAAAACAAGCAUUUGGGCACUAUGCGUAUUGCUUCCACUCCUUGGUAUUACCUGGAUCGUCGAGGUGUUUUACAUUGAUGGUAACUCGGAAUUCCUUCAGUACAUAUUUGCAAUUUUAAAUGGACUACAGGGAUUUUUUAUUUUCCUAUUUCAUUGUGCCCUUAAUAGACAGGUUAAAAAGGCAAUGGGAGAACAACGAAUAAAAAAGGUAUCUAAGAAAUUCACGCAAGACGUGGUUGUAUAAG